AUGAGUAGACCCCUUUCCGCCCAAUUAACCAUUCAUUACCAGCCUCCAGCACACGUGGUCCAGACUGUUCUGACGCUAGCCGAUAACCCGGACAAUGGCAGUGGCAGUGGCAGUGGCAAUGACAAUGACAAUGACAAUGACAAUGGCCAUGACCAUGACCACGUGUCGCCCAACACCACACCUCUAGUAAGCCCCGCCACAGCCGCAGCUGCCAUGUGCUCGUCAUUCCCACCGAAUCUGCUCGACUUGUACCAAUGUGUUCAUGACGAUGAUCCUUCUCCGGACACCCUGGACGGACCGGACGGACCGGACGGAAGACUAAACUCCGUCGAGAUGCAAAUGCAAUUGUCGGACACCCUGGAAAUGCCGGACGCUUUGCCCAUGGAAAUGUCCGACUCCCUGGAUUACUCGGACACUAUGGACGGCAAUUGUGUGGAGACUCCGUGUUACAGCGACUCCUCACGUGCAGACUCACCACUGGAGUUCCCCAAGCGUGGCGGUGUCGGACACGACCAUGGAUCUCGGACAUCGCACCCCGCGCUGGCCAGAACCCACACCGUAUCCGGACUUCCCCGCACGGCUCUUUGUCCUGUUUCCCGAAACAGGCGUUUUUCCGAAAGUGUGCUUUCACGGAGAAGAUCGUCGUUUGCCCUACAAUUACCCACACAUUCUGGUUCUUACAGUGGCGCCAGUCGUUCACUAGAGGAUGCCGAUAAUAAUUCAGAUAUAGAUUUACAAUGUUCAUGUUCAAGACAUCAUCAUAGAAGAAAUUCCAUUGCUUUGAAAUUCAACAAACCUUUUUUCAAAGAGGCUGGAUUGUAA
Molecule: messenger RNA, 822 nt
Organism: Henningerozyma blattae CBS 6284
Lineage: Eukaryota; Fungi; Ascomycota; Saccharomycetes; Saccharomycetales; Saccharomycetaceae
Exons: 1
Coding region: 1-822 (273 amino acids)
Source: RefSeq, a predicted model, not a curated record